AGGGGCUGCUGCAGAGCUUGGUGGCGCAGGGGAGACGGCUCCUGCCCCGGCACCAUGGGCUGGAUCCUGCAGACCCUCUGCUUGCUGCUGCUCAUCUCCUCCUGCCCCUGCGCCGUUAUCACCGGGGCCUGCGAGCGGGACCUGCAGUGCGGCAGCGGGACCUGCUGCGCCGUCAGCCUGUGGCUGCGGGGGCUGCGGAUGUGCACCCCCCUGGGGCAGGAGGGGGACGAGUGCCACCCCUUCAGUCACAAGGUCCCUUUCUUCGGGAAGCGCCAGCACCACACCUGCCCCUGUUCACCCAACCUCAUCUGCUCCAGGUUCCUCGACAGCCGCUACCGCUGCUCCGUCAACUUCAAGAACAUUGAUUUUUAGGGUGAUGCUUCUUGUUCUCCAUCCGUGAGCCCCCAGCACCCAUUUCUUGCCCUCUUCCAUCACCAUUGGGUGCCCACAUAGUGCCAGGCAACCUUAAAAGUGCUUUUCCAAGGUAGAAAGUGUUGUUAUAAACUGUAUGUUAUAUAGGGAAACUGAGGCACGGUCAGGCCAAACUGAUGUGGCAUGUGGCUCUGCCCCAGCCUUUAGCAGAUUCUGACUCCAGCAUCCUCUGGAUGGAAGGACAGUGUGUGUGUGCCAAAUGUCUGUGGCCCCAGAAAUCCCUUUCGUAAGGGAUUUGCAACUCCUACUGGAUAAAUAAUUCCUGUAAUGAUAAUUUCCAUUGUGAUAUUGCCCGACCGUGUCUUAUCCGUGUGUUUCUUCCCUGGAAGCAGCUCUUCAAGGUGGUGAUGAAUGGUCUAACAUAGCCUGCAAUUAAAAGGAGCCACACUCAAGUAGCUGUGGGGAAUUAAGGACUGGGUUUUCCCAACGUUCCAGCAAUGCAGUGUGUUUGGCAGAGGCCGAGGCAGGGUGCCAGGUGGGGGUCUUUGGGGUCUUUUGGCCUCAGCACCUGCCUGUGGCUCAGACACCGUAUGAGGACUGGAGGCUUCUCUAUGUCAGCUGAACUUGAGAAGGGAAUGGGCUACUCAGGUUACCUUCCUAAUAAAAGUGAUCCCAGACACGUGCUUUCAGUUUCCCCCUGAAAUAGAUACUGUGAAAAACUUGUGUAUCAUCACUUGCGCUUCCCUCCUGCUUCUUAGAGCAACCCCUGGCAAGAAAAAACACAAAGAAAUAAAUAAGAAUUAUCAGCAUUUACAGCUGAUUCCCAAAAAAAUCCCGCAAAACAUCCCAAUCAGUUUCCUUUUAAGCAAUGCUUGAACACAAAACUUCUUCUGGGGCUUUGAAUAUGUUCAAUGCUAGCUCUGGAAAGCCCUUGGGGUUUGG
Pezoporus flaviventris is the source of this 1314-nucleotide messenger RNA. It is a transcript of the gene PROK1, whose product is annotated as prokineticin 1. The transcript is spliced from 3 exons. Bases 55 to 372 code for a protein of 105 amino acids. NCBI's taxonomy places the organism in Eukaryota, Metazoa, Chordata, Aves, Psittaciformes, Psittacidae. The record is from RefSeq and is a predicted model, not a curated record.